CUAAUGCACUAGCUAGCAGCUACAGUCAAACUCUAGCAGUAUUUAAAUGGUUUUUUUAGUGUUGUUUCCAAUGUUAGCUACUAUCAAAUGCUUAUGGUUACUGUAAAGAAGCUUAAUCUCUUGAAGUCAAACUCAAGCACUACUUAAACUUAUUUUUAGUGUAUUGUAACAUAAAACUGAAGUUAAUAUAAUUUUGUUUUUGCAUUAGCUUGUUUCCCAGUGUUAGUUACACUGAUGUAUCCUUACUGUAUAAUUCUAGCUAAAAACAUUCACCAACAGACUCUUUUUAGCAUAUCUUUAAUGGUUCAAAUAUACAACUUGUUAUAUCGAGAAGCGAGCAAGAGCAUGAAGUCACACCAAAUGAAGUGAGACUUCAUGAAAUACUUAAAUCAGUCCUUUUAAGUUUAUCAGAUAAUCUUGAUUUCUCUCAGGUGUUUUUUAUGGCUUCAGUCAUUCCUCCAAGAACAUUAAUAGUAAAUACUACUUGGCUUCAUGGAGAGCCAGAACUGGCAGGCAGUGUCUGGCUCUGAGGCAGUCCUCUCUCAUGAAGGAGUGUUCAACACGGCGGCGUUCACAACCCCAAACCACGACCCUUCUGCUAAACAUAGAGAACCUCAGACCAGAUGGCACGACUGGAAACUGGAGCGCUUUGCUUUCGUGUUGGAGAUUAGGAGGAACGCUACGCAAGCAGGGGAAGGCGUGACGAACAAAACCACUACUACCAUGUUUUGGAGAGAUCCCCCCUCACCCCCCCACCCCCCCAGCUCGCCUCCGCUCCAUGGGUUCUUCUUCUACCGUGAUGAUGGUGAUGACCGGUGUAUGAUGUCAGCAGGAGGGCUUAACCUUAUUUAUAAAGCUUUUCAAACCUUCAGAAGCAAGCAAAGCGAGUGCAGAGACACUCCAGCAACCUCCAAGACACCAGAGGAGCUUCUUCUCUUCAGAGGACAGCAACUUAUAACAAGAGGAGUGAGACUUUUUAUUUUUCUGACAACUCUUCAGUGGAUUCGUAAUAUUCAAAAGAAGCCAGGAACCCUGAUAUAGGUGUCAUCACCUGGAUUGUCCCUGAGACGUUUCUCAUUUGUGGUGGAAAGUCAGACUGGAAAGUUUUUUUAUUUUCUUUCUGUUACGUUAUCUUUUUCCGCGUGGGACAGACACUGCUGUGGGAAAAAACUUAUCUUCAAGAUGUUCUGCUCCAGGAGAGUCCUGCAGCAGUGGUGCUUCGCUCUCUUCUUGCUCUGCUCUCCGGUGCCACACUAUGGACGGCCGAUUGAUGCCCUGAGCAACAGAAUUAAGCGCUCUGUGACUCAUGCUCAGCUGAUGCACGACAAAGGCCGGACACUGCAGGACUUUAAGCGACGCAUGUGGCUGCAGGAGCUUUUGGACGAAGUCCACACGGCAGAGAUCCGCGACCUCCCCGUCCGGACCACCGGCGGAGGUGGCAGUAGCAGCGGCGCCGGUGUCGGGCUACCGGGCGUCAGCCUGGGCAUCAACCUGAGCACUACCGGUAGCACCCUGCACUCCAAACCCCCCGGAGGAACCAAGAACCUCCCCAUCAGCUUCCGGCUGGAGGAAGAGGAGGGCACCAACCUGCCUCAGGAGACCAACAAGUCUCAGACAUACAAAGACGGCGUCCUCAAGGCACCCGGCAAGAAGAAGAAGAAAGGGAGGUCCGGGAAGAGGCGGGAAGGAGAAAAGAGGAAGAGAAGAGCACGCUCAUUGGGCUGGAGGCUGGAGGACGAGCCCGGGAGCGGACUCCACCUGGAGUGGAGGUCUCUGUUUGGCCUGCAGAGGGCGCUGCAUUAAAACGCUGUCAGUCUCUGACAAAGAAACCUAUGGACAGUUCGAGUGGACUCCUAAAUAUUCAUGUUACAGUCCUCUGUAAUCGUGAUUGUUUGGAAAGAAAUUGGAAAAUAUUUAUUGUCUGUAAAUAUUCUAAAUAUAGCAGAAUAGAUAGCAGAAUAUGAUUAAAAAAACUUAUUUGAUGCUCUGUGGGGCAACAGAUUUUAAUCUUUGUGAAUCCUUGCUUUUUCUUUUUUUAUUCCAAUUAUGUCAGAUUUUUUUUUUUUUUGCGGUAAUUUAUUUUGUCUGAAUGGUGUAUUUAUUUUGUAAAUGUAUCGAGGUGCUGCUGACCUUCUAUAUUUUUGUACCAUAAUGCACUUUAGAUAUAUAAAUAUAAAUAUAUAUACCAUUAAUUUUGUUCAUUGACUUGUUUUUGUGGUUGAUUGAAAUGAAGAAAAAAACAACGGUCGUCAUUCUGUGUUAUUUUUCAGUUUGAUUCUUGACCUUUUCGCUCUGUUCAGCUGUCCAGUUUUUGUUUCUUUGCUGCUGUUUUUCGGAUGUUUUCCUGCUGUUUGUUGACGAUGCCUCACCUUGUGUUCGACCCCACCUGCUGCCUUCACUGUCUCUGUUUCCUCCACGGCCCGCUCUGCUUCUCAAUGCCAAAGUUCAUAUCUGUACAUAAACCAAACACGUUAACGGCUCGAUAUUGUUGUUUUUGGCACUUGCACUGAGAUAAACACCCUGUACUGAACGGAUUAA
Messenger RNA from Thunnus maccoyii (southern bluefin tuna), 2538 nucleotides. It is a transcript of the gene pthlha, whose product is annotated as parathyroid hormone-like hormone a. The record is from RefSeq and is a predicted model, not a curated record. Lineage: Eukaryota; Metazoa; Chordata; Actinopteri; Scombriformes; Scombridae. Gene Ontology annotation, cellular component: extracellular region. Gene Ontology annotation, molecular function: peptide hormone receptor binding; hormone activity. Bases 1183 to 1803 code for a protein of 206 amino acids. Gene Ontology annotation, biological process: adenylate cyclase-activating G protein-coupled receptor signaling pathway; regulation of chondrocyte differentiation; osteoblast development. The transcript has 6 exons.